Molecule: messenger RNA, 1785 nt
Organism: Penicillium longicatenatum
Lineage: Eukaryota; Fungi; Ascomycota; Eurotiomycetes; Eurotiales; Aspergillaceae
Gene: gpi16
Product: GPI-anchored transamidase subunit GPI16
Exons: 3
Coding region: 1-1785 (594 amino acids)
Biological process (GO): attachment of GPI anchor to protein
Cellular component (GO): GPI-anchor transamidase complex
Source: RefSeq, a predicted model, not a curated record
AUGACGAUCCCCUCACUAAUUUCUCUGCUGCUGGCACUCGCUGUCACACUAUGGAGCUCACCUGUUUCAGCCUCAUCAGACUACCAUGAACAACUCUUCCUCCAGCCUCUGCCUCAGUCCUCCCUCCUAGCUUCGUUCAAUUUCCGGGGUAAUACCUCACAACAAUCAUUCGACAACCAGCAUUUUCGAUACGUGCCAAGAGCGCUUGGCCAGAUCCUUCAACACGCGCAUACAAAAGAGCUUCACCUACGUUUUACUACAGGACGAUGGGAUGCAGAUAGCUGGGGUUCACGGCCAUGGAAUGGUAGUAAGGAAGGAGGCACUGGCGUGGAGCUCUGGGCCUGGAUUGACGCAGCAGAUGAUGCGGAAGCAUUCGCAAAAUGGAUCACCUUGACCCAAUCCUUAUCCGGCCUGUUCUGCGCUUCCUUGAACUUCGUUGACUCGACUCGAACAACACGACCAGUCGUCUCAUUUGAGCCCACGGGAAAUCACCCUGACGCCAGCUCACUACAUCUUCUGCAUGGGACAUUGCCCGGAGAGGUGGUUUGUACCGAAAACCUCACGCCGUUUUUGAAAUUGCUUCCAUGCAAGGGCAAAACUGGAAUCUCGACUCUUUUCGAUGGUCAUAAAUUAUUCGAUGCCGCAUGGCAAAGCAUGUCGGUUGAUGUGCAACCAAUCUGCUCAUCAGAUGGUGAAUGCACUGUUCAAAUUGAACAAACGGUCGACAUGGUUCUCGACAUUGAACGCUCGAAGCGACCGCGAGAUAAUCCGAUUCCACGACCGGUUUCAAACGACCAACUCGUUUGUGAUACGUCCAAGCAUUACAACGCUGACGACACCUGUUAUCCUUUGGAAAAAGUUAUUGACAAGGCGUGGAGACUGAAUGAGAUCUUUGGAAAAACCUUGAAUGGUAUUUGCCCUCUCGCGGACUCGAGUGAACAAUCCGUUUGUCUUCGGGUGCCUCAUGAAAAGGGAGUUUUCACAACCCCCGGGGCCUUGGAGUUAAAGAAAGAUGACGGUUUCACCCGCUGUUUUUCUUUGCCCUCUACCGAGCCUUUUGACAUCUCAAUCCCAGAGCAACAAGUCCAGACCGAAGUGCCCCUUCAGGAGCCUGUCCUUCAUGCCGAGCGAACGAUUGUUGGACAUGGGCAGGAGCGUGGCGGCAUGCGCAUUAUUUUCGGCAACCCAUCUGACACCAAGGCGGUAGACUUUAUUUACUUCGAAUCGCUUCCCUGGUUCCUACGUCCCUAUAUCCACACUUUGCAGGCUACUAUUACCGGACGCGGUGGAGUACGUCGGGAGAUCCCCGCGUCUGACCUCGUAACUGAGACGUUCUACCGACCCGCUAUUGAUCGUGAACGUGGAACCCAGCUAGAACUUGCUCUCUCCGUCCCUGCCGCUUCUACCGUCACCCUGACAUAUGACUUCGAGAAGGCUGUGUUGCGUUACACGGAGUACCCGCCAGAUGCCAAUCGAGGCUUCAACGUUGCCCCAGCGGUGAUUCGAGUAUUAGAUGGUGCGAACUCCCGGCCAAUAUACAUUCGGACUACCAGUCUUCUUCUUCCGCUGCCGACACCGGAUUUCAGUAUGCCAUACAAUGUGAUUAUCCUCACCAGCACCGUGAUUGCGCUUGCGUUUGGCACUGUUUUCAACAUCCUGGUGCGGCGGGUUGUUUCCGUGGAAGAAGCGGCUGCUCUCAAUGCCCAAACCUUGAAGAGUCGGCUCCUGGGAAAACUGGUUGCCCUGCGAGACCGUUUUGGCAAGAAAGAGAUGAAAGUGGAGUAA